AUGCUGAGAUCUGUGAGUCAGCGCCUCCUGGGUGCGUCGACGCCGUUGCUAACGCCGCGGCAGACCUACAAGAACCUGGUUGUGUCAGACACGCUCAAGCAGUUGGAGUGUCAAUGCGAGCAGUACACCCCGCCUCGACGCCCCUCGCAAAAGGUGACAGUAGUAGGCGCAGGCAGCGACGUCGGCCGGAUAGCAUGCCUGUUCCUCAAACAACAGCAGGUGGUGAAGAUAUUGGCAAUGUACGAUGAGAUACCGGCGAGAAAGGUGCUUGGUGCGGCGCAUGAUCUUGCUCACAUUGACACCACCGCAGCCGUGCAGGCGUUCCAAGGACGCGCCUACUUGAAGAAAGCUCUUUAUGACGCGGACGUCGUGCUGAUCUGCGGCGGGUGCUACGUGAUGCCGCCGAUGUGCAACACGCUGGACCGCGACCUCUUCUUCCAGAACAUGCAGUUUGUGCGCACCGUCUGUUUGGCGUGUGCGCACUUCUGUCCACAAGCCAUAAUAUGCGUGCAGACCCCUCCCGUCGACUGCAACUUCACGCUGUGCAAACAUACCCUGAAGCAAUACCGAGUGUACGACAAGCGGAAGUUGCUGGGCGUCAACUCUAUCAAUGCGAUGCGCGCCAACCAGCUGUACUCGGCCAUCGUGGACACGGACCCCACGGGUUCCGUCGUGCCCGUGGUCUGCGGCACUGGCCGCUGCACCAGGGUGCCGGUCUUCAGCGCUACCAAGUCAUACUACUGUAUACCGCCGAAACAACUUCCGUGCCUGGUGCGUCUAGUACGCGAAGCUGACGAAAUCAUCUGCCGCGUGAAGAGCAACAAUGAGCAGGGACACCUCUCUAUCGGCUUCUCCACCGCGCGCUGCGUGGUCAGCGUCAUGUCGGGUCUGAUAGGGAAGCCAUCUUUCGUAGACAGCGCUCUAGUGGAACAGGACGACCCGGGGGCAUGUUACGGCAUGAAGAUAUGCUCCUGCCCUCUGAAGAUGGGCAAGUCUGGCAUCCAGGAGUACAUGAUACCCAAACUCAAUGACGAGGAGAAAGCUCUACUGGAAGAUAGCAAAUGCGAUUUCAACGACAUGUUGAAUCUGGGCCGUUGUUACGCGGUAGGUGAUGAGUACCAGGUGAACCCUUGCAAGUUUUGUCCCUGCUACAUACCACCACCGUGCGAGACCUGCAAGCCGUGCCGCCCGUACAAGAAGAGGGACUCGUCUUGAAUACUGCUGGACUCGUCCUGAAUACUGCUGGACUCGUCCUGAAUACUGCUGUCAUCAAGUCUGUAACGUACGGAGCAAUAUCAAAGAAGAGAUGGCUGGUUUAUUUCACUACCAUUACAUAAAUAGCCUACAUAUGUCGCACUGGUGGGCACAGGAAUACCCUCAAUCAACCAGAGGGGUUACGGAGCAUACUCCACGACGCUGCUCCACUCUGUUGGUGGCGGUGUUUGGGCUUGCUAGCCGUAUUCCGAAGUACGGAAUCAUCUUUAACUUUUCCGAAAAAUUAGGUGAUUCACGCUUGCAAUGUCCUAGCCAAACAAAACGCAGUCACAUUGCGAAUGUUAGCCUUACUGGAAUAACGGACAAUCAAGUUGCUCUAGGGUUUUCAACUGACAAAUGAUUUAACCUAACAUAAGAGUCAGUCAACAGCCGAAACCGAACGACAUUAUGUGUCCUCAAGCAAUUUGACGUUAUGUGGGAAAGUUGUAGGUCUUUUUAUUGAAAUUUAUACAAAUGCAGGUCACCUACUUAAAAAUGCGUUAGGUAAUUUGAAAUUGCGUGUAGAAAAACAGGCGACAAAUUAGUCCGUACACUUUAACGAUAAAUUCUAGUAUUAAUUCUGCAUAAAUAAAUGUUACGAGGCUUUUAUUUAAGGACGACGAUAAUACUUAUGUUAGUUAUUACAAGUUCUGGAGGGUUACAAAGACCGCAACGAAGCAAUUCAUCUAAAAAAGAAAUAUUGCAAUUUGUCAUUUUGCGCAUAUAAGUAAAAAAGUAAGUGCGCAAUGCAAACAAAUGUCAAAUAGCAAUAUUGUUUUCUUAUAUGAAUUGCAACAAUGUGGCCUUUUUAUACCCCCUGUUUUUUAUUAUAAAUGGGACUUGUUUAUAAUUUUUGUGUCUAUAAUUUGUUUGUAUCGUGUCCAAAAUAUUUUGGUUUCUGUAAACAUUGUUUGACAAAUAUACCGGUCCUGUUUGGCACCAAAAUAUUUUCAAAUGCUAGUGUGAAACUAUGUGAUAUUGUUGGCACAGUUGUAUACAAAUAUUACCAAACAUUUGUUAAACAUAAUUAUGUAAGUGAAGU
Messenger RNA from Pectinophora gossypiella (pink bollworm), 2296 nucleotides. RefSeq names its product malate dehydrogenase, mitochondrial-like. Gene Ontology annotation, cellular component: cytoplasm; mitochondrion. Gene Ontology annotation, biological process: tricarboxylic acid cycle. Gene Ontology annotation, molecular function: L-malate dehydrogenase (NAD+) activity. Bases 1 to 1215 code for a protein of 404 amino acids. The record is from RefSeq and is a predicted model, not a curated record. The transcript is spliced from 7 exons. NCBI's taxonomy places the organism in Eukaryota, Metazoa, Arthropoda, Insecta, Lepidoptera, Gelechiidae.